Schistocerca nitens (vagrant locust) is the source of this 2102-nucleotide messenger RNA. RefSeq names its product neuropeptide CCHamide-1 receptor-like. The transcript has 6 exons. Gene Ontology annotation, cellular component: membrane. Gene Ontology annotation, molecular function: G protein-coupled peptide receptor activity. Gene Ontology annotation, biological process: G protein-coupled receptor signaling pathway. NCBI's taxonomy places the organism in Eukaryota, Metazoa, Arthropoda, Insecta, Orthoptera, Acrididae. The record is from RefSeq and is a predicted model, not a curated record. Bases 254 to 1414 code for a protein of 386 amino acids.
CGUACGGGAUAACGCGCGGCUGGCACUGUGAAAUCGGCUAAGUCCGAAUCAAGGUCAAGCGCUCUGCGCGUAUGAAAGCAAGCGAACAGGCCACAGCCUGCUCAUUCGCGCUGCUGCUGCUGCACAGGCAACUGCAUUGAACGCUGCCACGAUGCCUUACUGAAGACAUUUGAUUGUGUCAGUCAUAAUAUUCUAUUAGGCGAACGCCAGUGACCAGUGUGCCGGCGGCUCCAACUGGACCGGGGAGCACGACAUGGAGCACCUGCCAUUCGACGUGCGCAUCGAGACGUACCUGGUGCCAGUGAUCUUCCUGCUCAUCUUCACGGCAGGCGUGCUGGGCAACGGCACGCUGGUGCUCAUCUUCAUACGGCACCGCAACAUGCGCAGCUCGCCCAACCUAUACAUCCUGUCGCUGGCGCUGGGUGACCUGCUCGUCAUCCUCAUCUGCGUGCCCUUCAUCUCCACCAUCUACACGGUGGAGUCGUGGCCGUACGGGAUGGUGAUCUGCAAGCUGGCGGAGACGGCGCGCGAGGUGUCGGUGUCGGUGUCGGUGUUCACGCUGACGGCGCUCAGCGUGGAGCGGUACUGCGCCAUCGCGGGCCCCGUGGCGGGCGCCUCGCGCCGCGUCGGCCCGCUGCUGCUGGCCGCCAUCUGGCUGCUGGCGGCCGCCGCCGCCGUGCCCACCGCCCUCUACACACAGGUCACCGAGGAGGCCAUCAACGAGUGCGAGGCGGGCGCCCUGCGCAGGAUACAAGUCUGCUACCCUUUCCCCAAGGAGCUCGCAGCCCCUGUCGUCACCGCACGUGUGCAGUUAGAUAACCGGCCAGUGCUUCGGCCUGCCGCCUCUUGUGACACCUCCUGCUGUGCGGGCGGCAGGUUCGCGGUGCACUACGCGCUGCCGCUGGUGCUGAUCUCCAUCUUCUACUCGCUGAUGGCGGUGCGGCUGCGGCGCGGGCUGCCGGGCGAGGCGCCCCAGAGGCACAUCCGCUCGCAGCGGCAGCGCGUCGCCAGGACGCUGCUCACCUUCGUCGGCGUCUUCUUCAUCUGUUUCCUGCCGCAGCACGUCUUCUCUCUCUGGUUCUACUGGGCGUCGUCGAGCGUGCAGGAGUACAACGACUGGUGGCACGCGCUGCGCAUCCUGGGCUUCUGCCUGUCGUUCGCCAACUCGUGCGCCAACCCGGUGGCGUUGUACUGCGUGUCGUGCACCUUCCGGAAGCACUUCGACCGCUACCUGCUGUGCUGGUGCCGGCGGGGCGCGCGGCCCGACACCGUGGUGGCCGGCAGCCGCACCGACUCCCGCAAGCAGUCCACCUCGCAGACGCUCGCCACCUUCCAGCCGCGCUCCAGGAGGAGCAUCUUCAGCAACAUCACCAUGAGGGACGGGUCUACAAAGACCACAGUGGUGGAAACGUGACCCUUGGCCGCCCACACGGCGGUGUAACAGGCCACAGCUGCAUAACCGCCGCCUCACGAGAGACCAGCACGCGCUUACGGCCGACUGGAGGUGUUCCCACUUCUCCAUCGGGACAUCUCUUGGCUAAUAGUCGGACUCCUUCCCGUUUCUCUGUGUCUGCUCCAUGUCGAUGUAUCCCACCGCUGCGCCUGUAAACGGCGACAUGUAACCUGCAGUGUGACUGUUCACGAUUGAACGUUGGUAGAGAACGCAGUUUAUAAGGAUAACAUUUUGAACAGCAUUUUAGAACUACCCACAGAUUAUCACAGUUCACGUACACGAUAAUGCCCUGACACAAAAGAAGGUGCAAGAACGUUUGACGUGAUUUUGUCUGGCUAUCACUGUGCAUUCUCUUCUAACUAAAUGGGCCUCAUAGCUGUAGACAGCAUCGCAGCUAAUGAGAAGCUAGACAUAUCUCAGUUCUCAGCGUACAAUUAGGUAUCGUACUUGUUUGCGCGGUUAGCAUGGGAACCGAUUAGUCAUCAGUCCCUCCACUAAAGUGUUCUCUCUACCCAUCACAGUCUACCAACAACUGAAACUUUUAUAUGUCACUUCGGUUCUUUUGUAAGCUUUUAGCUGUAGUACCACCUAUGACGCAAAUAUUAUGCAGCGUUAUGCACCCAUUAUGCGACAUUUCUCUUCUACCUCG